AUGGGUACGUCGCCUGGCCUGUUUUCCGGUCUACCUGGUGGCUCAUCCAGGCUCUGUCUCAAGAGGGAGCUCGACGAGGAGCAUAAACUCUGCCCCAAUCACACGUUCCGCCUUUCUGAGAACAAGCCUGACAAGGGCGAAAUGACGAGGGCAAAAAUCGACGGCGGCUUCUUUCACGACGAAGAUGCGCCGUUCAUCGUCUCUGAUGUCCCCAAUUGGCGCUUUUCGCGCUUCCUCGUCGAGUUCAAGCACGGAGGGAAUGCACUCGACCCCUUCCAUCAAGGGCCAAGAACAAGAGACGAUGCAGACGCGCGCACCCAAGUCCGUGGCCAGCUUUACGCAUACGCGGACUGUCUCCUCAACGCCCAGCAUCGCACCCAUGUUUUCAUGCUCUUCGUCAAUGGACCCGAGUUCCGCCUCUUGCACUGGGACAAGUCCGGCCUCAUGGUCAGCCACGCGUAUUCGUACGUCAACACUGAGGGCGACACCAGACGCCUUCUUUCCCUCCUUGCCGACCUGUCGGCACUGGAGCCCCAAGCUGCCGGCCUUGACCCCAGCGCGCACCGCCUCUCCCUGGGAUCAUGCGGAUGGAAGUGCAUGGACUGGGUCGCCGAAGAUCGGGAAACCGAUAUUGACGAGCCUUGCGUCACCGAGGUCUACAACACCUCCGACAUCUCUGCAGACUUCACCGAGGCGGUCGGCGACUGUCCGCACUUCACCACGGGCGGAGCAUACUCGGACCCGGAAGUGGAUAUGGUUGGCGAGGCGAAGGACGUGUGGUCGGCCCCACGGCGCACCUUCAAGUACAUCCGCACGUUGUUCAAACAGUCCCUCACGGAAGGCGCGCCGCGGUACGCGCUCGUCAUCGCCGGCAAGUUCUAUCUCGUCUGCGACCCCAUGGCUCGCACGCACGGACCGUUCGGACGGGGCACACGCGGGUGGCCUGCGCUCGAGUGGCACACACAGCGCCUGGUCUUCGUCAAGGACGCGUGGCAGCCCCACUACGACGGCGUCGAGCCGGAACAUGUCACCCUCAAGAAGCUCAACGAGGUCAAGGUCGAGGGCGUCCCCACGCUGAUCGCCGCGGAGGUGUACGCUGGGCAAGUCACGUACUUGUCUUCGGUCGCGGGCGUCACUUCUCCUGGACGGAAUACCCCCCUCGGCGGUGGCAAAUCGGCGGUGGCAGUUGACCGGGAUACCCCUCACGAGUUCACCCCUCCUUCUUCCCAAUUCGACCCCCAAAACCCCGUCGAUCCCACGUCUGGUUCAGGGUCCGGUGCCGCCGCCGGCCCUGCAGAUGGCGCACCAGUGUCCCAGGGCCUCGCGGGAGUACGGCACCUCCGACACGUCCGCAUGGUGGUUGCUGAGAUAUGCCUUCCGUUGAGGAAGUUCCCUCGUGGACUCGAUCUCAUUUUGAUCAUCCUCGACGCUAUUAACGCGCAUCAGCAAGCGUUCAACUCGGAGCACCAGCUGCUCCACCGGGACGUCAGCGUCGGAAACAUCCUCAUCCUGCCUCGGUUCGAGGACAACGGUGACGGGACGUCGCAGAUUGUGUGGCGUGGGAUCCUGGCGGACUGGGAGAUGGCGAAGAGCGUGCUUGUGACCAUCGCUACGCAGCCAAUGCGGACGGGGACGUGGGCGUUCAUGUCCAUCCUGUGCCAAAUGGACAAGACCAGGGCCAUCGAUGUGGACGACGAACUCGAGUCGUUCUUGCACGUCUUGAUCUUCAUGGCCGUUGUGUACAUGGCCAGCGACUGGGAGCCCCACGUCGUCGACGGGUUUGUACCGAGCUACUUCUAUCUCGGCCAACAGACCAAGAGCGGCCAGACGUGCACCCACACACGCCUAUUGUGCAUCCGACAAGGCACUAUCACGACUGGCCCCGACCAGCUCAAGCUCUACCAAGUCGAUCACGCCGGAAAGGAAGGCCCCGUGCACCCUUUGAACGACGUCCUCUCCAAACUCCUCGGACUGUUCCGCGCCCGCUUGCUCGUCCACGAGCAUAGUUUGCGCGCCCUGGCGCCAUCCCCACCGACCCCUGAGGCCGACGCUGGACCAAAGCCGGCCAUUCCAACCAGCGUCCUGGCGCGUCUCAAGAACCGACGCCCCCACGACGUUCUCCUCCCGUCAGCACCGCGAGCGCCAUCGGCACGGGACCUCGAGACCCUAAAGGGGGAGGCGGAAUUGCUCAAGAGCCACGACGUGUUCAUUUCGAUCCUGGAGACGGCUGUAGACCAGCACGCCUGGCCCGAACGAGACAGGUACAGUGACGUCGGGGUCUCGUUGCAGCAGCCGGCUGCGGAGGAGGAGGACCAGCAGGCGCAGGAUGGGGCAAAGGUUUCGCAGGGAGAACCGGAGGUUGGUACUCGGCGCGCCACUCGGUCGACUAGUGGGAUGUAG
Epithele typhae is the source of this 2400-nucleotide messenger RNA. RefSeq lists its product as uncharacterized. Lineage: Eukaryota; Fungi; Basidiomycota; Agaricomycetes; Polyporales; Epitheliaceae. The transcript has 3 exons. The coding region runs from base 1 to 2400 and encodes 799 amino acids. The record is from RefSeq and is a predicted model, not a curated record.